UCUGCCGUUUCUGCAUAUGUGUAGAGUUGCAGACGACGCAAAACUCAGUUGCUGUGGAACAGAGUGGAAGCAUGGUGGUUGGUGUUGGUGUAAACAAACGAGAAACAUUUGCUUUCUUUACCAACGUUUUCUGGAAUAAUAAUUUUAUAAACAAAUUUUGAGUAUGUCAAAGGAAGAGGUUAAAUCAUGUGUUGAGGAAAACAUUGAACUAAUUCAGGAAGAUGACGAGAGGCUUAAGGGGGAUGCGAUUGGUGAUACAUUGUAUUCAGAAUCUUUUAUUUUGAAAACUUUAAUGAAUCUUACUGAGAAACUACCCGUCUACUCAAGGGAAUCAAACACUUCACACAAUCUGGAGGAUGAAGCAGUUGAACUUGAAGAAUCAUUGGAAACAGACCUUUGCUUGCUAUGGGACAUGACUGCAGAUAGAGAUGUUGCUCUUUGUUUAAUUCAACAUGAUAUUUUAGAUAUAAUGAAGUGCGUUAUGGAAGAAAGCAUUGCACCACGUUUAACAGAGAUUGGAAUUGGGAUCUUAGCAAAUCUUUCUUGUCAAAAUGAAAUAAGUGCCCAAAUUAUUUUGGAUCACGAAUUGACAACUGCUAUAGUCAAUUUGAUGACUAUUAGUGAUGACUCGCAAACAAUUAUUCAGAUUGUUCGCCUAUUGAACACUUUAUUAGCACAUUCUCAGAUUGAAUCAUGCAUUUCUUUACCCAGUUUAGAAGCACUGGUGAAAUCAGUGGCUUUUAUUCUUCAAAACUCCCUCAAUGAAGAGCUGUUAAUCGGAUCUUCAAAGUUGCUCGACGCCAUCGCUAGUCAAAUCGAUCCUAUAUUUGAAAUUCCCUUUGAAAGCCUUCUUCGUGGAAUUGUUGAAGCACAAAAACAACUGAAAAAUUUCUUUAGUUGUGACGAAUCUAACUAUCCGGAAACGGUGCAAGACUCAUUUGACGCCUUGGUUUCUGCACUGUACAAUUUCAGCAGAAAUGAAGAGAUGCGAGUGGAAAUUGUGAAUUUUGGAGAGCAUGUCACUUCGUUCCUACAAUUCUACUUUACCUUACUGUUGAAAAAUAUUCGCAAUACCGAAGAAGUCGUGGCUGAUUCAACGGCAAGCGCUCUGAAAGCUAUCACAAUCUUUUACGUCACCAUCGCUUCAGCGUCGCCUCUCUCUAACAUAUUAGAGCUGUCAGGUCGCAUUGGCAGUCAACUAAGGUCUUGCCUCGACGGAGAAAGUGAAGCAAGUAAAUACGCUUCCGAUUACCGAGACCUAACUGGCGAUUGUUUCCGUAAACAACUCGACGUGUUCGGCAUUGAGCAUUCCCUGAGCUUACUCGAGUCGCUCGAUGCUGAAGCGUUAACCUUCGUGCUACAGGCGGCUCACCAAACAGUUCCUAAUCGACUCAAAGAAUUCGCGGAUACGGCCAGGAGUAGAGGAUCGUUCAACAAAGUGAUGGAAACGUACGAUUCGCUUGCCAAGAAUAAUGCUCGCUAGAUGUCUCUUGUUCAGUUUGAAUUGUAACGUGCUGCAUCCCACCCUUCGUUUAUCGAUCGCCGUCGAAGCCGGAAUUCCCGCUUCUUCCGUUUUCUCUCUUAACGCACGUAUCUAUUCAUUGCCCAGCUCACAAUAUGGGUUUUCUCUGUCAAAGUUCGUCGCCAACAUACAGAAAGAGAGAGAGAUCCCUCUAUUCAACAGUCUCCUUGUGUUUGUAUUGUAUUCGCUGUUGCACUGUAGGCUGCGUGGAAUCCCGUCCAACGUAGUGCCCAAUCAACCACCCUCGCUUUUUUCUUUCUCCCCUUUCGUUGCGGGUGCAGCUCACGACCGAGGCCAGUCAAUAGCCUAUACCAAUGGCCGCAUGAGCUCGACUCCCCGCAGAGGAGAUCGUUAAUUAGCGCAGCGGUCUUGGGUACGCUCUCUAAUACAACAACCCGGCAGGCGUUUGAUUAGUUCGCCCAGUUUACUUUUUCCGUCCGUGUGUUUGUGCGUGCGUGUUCUUCCCUCUCUUUUUUUUUCCGCGCGUUCCCUGGACACUGUCGGUUGUUGCCAUCAAAUAAACAUGGAUCGCGAGUGAUUAUUUAGUCGUCAUCGCCGAUGUGUUUACGAUUGAGAGCGAACUGGAAAAAGAUAAAAGAACCAUGGGCAAGCGUUGGGCGGAAAUGGGCCAGCUGUUCGGUGAUUGGUGGCGCGCACGAGAAGAUCGCGCGCUUUCCUCACUUCUAACGGCGCAGACGGAGAGGAAGCUUCGCCAGUCUGUCGAGGGACAAACAGCAACACAUCCUCCCCAUUCUCUCCACCCGCCUUUCCUCCCAACAGAAAAGUCUUUUCCCAGGGCCAGCGGAGAAGCAGUCAGCUCCCAGACGCACUCGACUUCAGAGGUCGCUCACGAACAUCCUCGCCUUCGCACUACACUCUCGUUCAGAUUGGAAGCCAAGGAGUAGCCGAAACGUCCUCGACUGUCACGAUCCAGCAUCCAGCCAUCUUUGAAUUACCUCACUGCAGCGGAACCUUAAUAGCCGGAGAAGACAAAUAAAAGACGGGCUAACUUUCUUUUGUGGGCCGCCGAAAAAAAGGACAAAAAAGACAAACAUGAAGUGGACGCUGUUCUUGCUGUUGGUGGGCGCCGUCGUUCUGGCCGCAGCCCAGGAUCUGGAAGAAGAUAACGAGCUAUUCGCCGAAGACCAGCAGGACGAAGCUUCAACUGCCGAGGAUAAUAGCAGCACCGAGGAGGACGAAGAUGACCAAGUCAAUCUUCGCGUUGUUCGAUCGGCUGCUGCCCAGUCAGAAGGAACCGGAAGGGUCCGCAACAGGGGAGCAGCUGCCAGAGGGAACGCCGACCAGCAGCAAGGAGACCGACGCCGUCGGGGAGAAGGCAAAGCUUGCCGUUACACCAAAGGCGCCUGGUCCGAAUGCAACACAGCCACCAACCAGCGCUCACGCAGCCUCACGCUGAAGAAGGGAGACAGCAGCUGCGAGCAGUCCAAGACCAUCACCAAAAAAUGCAAAAAAGGAGGAGCAGGCGGAGCCGGUCGUCGUAACAGAAACUAAACAAAAGAAAAAGAAGAUGAAGAAGAAGAAGAAGUUCGCCUAUUCAACAAACUUUUACAGCGGGAAAGCAGAAGAAGAAGAGGAAGAAUAAGAAAUAGUGCAGACUACUCCCGGCAGAAUCAAGAGGAUCGAAAUACGCCCAAAAAUUAUUAGCAUGUACUAUUAUUAUUAUCCAGAAUGAAAAUAAUCAUGUUUUUUUUUUUCUGACGAUUCUAAGGAAAAACAAAGAGAAAAGCAGGAAAACCUCCCACAUAUAAACCGUCAUGAUUCUUAUAUGCUUAGAGAUUUCCGUCACGCCAUAUUAGCCGACGACAUUGUUUUUACUAUCAGCGCCGACCAUACACUUCCUCUCUCUAACCGACUGUCUGUCUGUCUGUCAUUUCUCUAUUCAUCCCCAUUGUUCGUUUUUGGUUCUUUUUUUUCCAUCAGUCUCUUCUCUUUUCUCUUAUACGAAAUGAGCAACAUCAACGCGGAUGAACCCCUUUUGUUUUUUUUUCAUCGCUCUGCGGUUGUUUGUUCCCAUCAUUUACUUUCUGCGUUUCCUUCAUUCUGUGUGUGUGUCUGCAGAGCGCGUAUAAACCAAGCACAUUAUACUAUUGUCGUUCAUGUCGGGAGGGGGGAAAACCUUUCAAAAACCCUUACUAUUUUGUUAUUUUGUUUUUUUCCUCUCCCAAUUUUCAACGCAUCAUACGCUAUUAAAUAUCUCUCCUCUUUAUAAUCCUCUUAUUAUCGGUCAAUGUAAUCGCUAAUCGUUUUCAUCCCACUUUUAAUCUAGUGAAAACAGGAAAAUACACACACAUUACCCUUCCGACAA
Messenger RNA from Daphnia pulex (common water flea), 3848 nucleotides. RefSeq lists its product as uncharacterized. The transcript is spliced from 9 exons. The record is from RefSeq and is a predicted model, not a curated record. Lineage: Eukaryota; Metazoa; Arthropoda; Branchiopoda; Diplostraca; Daphniidae. Bases 164 to 1483 code for a protein of 439 amino acids.